Cyclocybe aegerita is the source of this 1197-nucleotide messenger RNA. The record is from the annotation of a GenBank genome assembly. NCBI's taxonomy places the organism in Eukaryota, Fungi, Basidiomycota, Agaricomycetes, Agaricales, Hemipholiotaceae.
AUGCCUUGUUCGACAAUAACUUGCUAUGAGACGAGAUCGCAGCGUACGCAUAAUAGAAGCGCAUUCCAACUCCUGCAAUUAUUUUCUGAGAUUUUCAGGGAGCACAUAUAUUUCUCACGGCUAUUCAUAUCUGUUACCGACCUCUUCGCGAGAUGCCCACCGCCUUCCUCCUCAACGCAUCCCUGCCAUUCCUUUGUCCAUGAUAUAGUUGUCACAGACCUUGCAAAACAUAUGGAGACAUCUCUCGUUUAUGGCGCCGUCAUUCUGGUUUCAGGAGGUCUAAUCUUGCUGUAUGCAGCCCUAGUAUUCUGGUCGCCGCCACCGAUUGUCACUCAUGAAUCCGAGAAGAAAUAUCUCUCCAGCCGCUCUCCGACCAAACCACUUCCACUGACACGUCUCUCGGACCCAAGGACACACGACUUGACUAUUGUCGUGCCAGCUUACAAUGAGACGGAACGCCUUCCAGCAAUGAUGGAUGUGACGAUUAAGCAUCUGACCUCAGCCGGUCUGAGAGGCAAACGCACGUUCGAAAUAAUCGUCGUCGACGAUGGUUCGAGUGACGGCACGUCCGCCAUGGCGUUGAAGUUGGCAAAGCAGUACAAGGAUUCCGAUGUCAAAGUCGUUACUCUGGAAAAGAACAUCGGGAAGGGCGGCGCGGUCAGGCAUGGAAUGUUAUUCGCUGGAGGAGAGAGGCUGCUUAUGGCGGAUGCGGACGGUGCAAGCCGGAUUGAGGACCUCGAAGAGCUGUGGAAGACAAUGGACAUUAUUGCUCCGAACAACGCUUCUGGAGUUGUCGUUGGGAGCAGGGCCCACCUUGUCAAGUCAGAGGCUGUUGUAAAGCGGUCCUUCCUCCGCAAUGUCCUUAUGUACGGAUUACACACCAUCCUCCGCAUUGUUGGCGUGGGCCAUAUCCGGGAUACUCAAUGUGGCUUCAAGCUCUUUUCCCGUUCGGCUGCCCAACAAAUGUUCCCUGCUCAGCACCUCCCAACUUGGAUAUUCGAUGUCGAGCUUUUGCUGCUGGCGAAGCAGCUCUCAAUACCCGUCGCAGAAGUUGCUAUCGAGUGGCAUGAGGUGGCUGGGAGCAAGCUCAAUGUCGUCACUGCGUCUGUGCAGAUGCUGAGGGAUCUCCUGAUUGUUCGAGCGAAUCAUCUUCUUGGGAGGUGGACCGCUAUGCCUCCAAAAUCAAAAACGGAGUGA